AUGGCGAUAUUAUUUGGUGAAAAGCUUAGCUUAGCAUGGACUGGUGAUUAUCAAUCCCUGAAGAAUUUUAUAAGCGACGAUCUGCAGCUGGAAGGCGUUUGGUCGCAGCCUGGAGGAGAUAAAAAGCUAUUCACUGGAGAUGAAGCAACGAUAAUUUGGCGAAGGAAUAAGAACUUGCUGAGUAUCGAUGGGAAGAGAGCAAACGAUAUCGUGGGAAAGUUGUGUAAAAUUAUAUGUGGGCAAGACGAAGACAGCUCAGAAACGCCUGUCUCGAGGCGAUCAAGCGUGCAAUCAUCAUGUACUUGUGAGGGGAUUGGAACUCUUAAACAGGGACAGUUGAUCAGUGGAGAAGCGAUUCAAGCGCUAUCGGGGUCUGUUGCACAACUCGCGUCGAUGAUUACACAACUUCGGGAUUUUGUGAACUGGAAAGAGACAAAUCAUUGUAGUGCAGCUUCGAAAGCGCCAACACUUGAAGUGGAUAAAUAUGGUAAUCUGAAUCCUUGUAACACAAAAGACACUUGCCCUAGUGUACCUAAUGAGCCUACCAAUCUUGAUAACAACAAUGAGGUUAGUAACGAUUUACAUGAUUGCACUACAGAAAAUUUAAAUGUAAUAUUAACAGUUGAUUCAGUACCUGAAAAUAACUUAACAGUUGAGAGAAAAGUUAACUGUUUAUAUGAUUUAACGCAUAAAAUCUACAACUCGCUCAACAAGCCGACUAUCAUAAACGCCGAUUCAAAACAAUUAUACAAGUCCGAUGUCCUAAACAACGAUAAUCAAACAGAAAACUCAUCUCGCUCUGAAUAUUAUGACUUGUCUAUGGAUCUGGAAGGCGUUAAACUCGAUGUUGUAAUUAAUCAAUCUAAGCUUUCAAACAGUAUCUCAAUAAACCAAAAAGAUACUAGCCAAAACACUGAAUCGAUCAAUAAACUCAGAGACCAAUUGUCUAAUAUGCAAAGCAGAAUUGAUGCAUUAGAAGCCAAACUAGAUAAUCCCCUACCAAAGAAAUUAACAACGAAUGAGAAUUCCCCAGAGAACAAUGAGAGUAAGACUGCCUCGCCGCCAAUACAACCUCCAUUGAAUCAGUUAAACAAUGACGAAAUAUCGAUUAUAAAACCCUUGGCCUUGGAUGAAAAUACAAAUCAAUCACGCGUUAAUUUAAAAAGCAAUCAAGAUCAAAACGAGUGGUUGAACCCUGCGCUUGAUCCCCUAGAACUAAAUAAGACAGACAAAAUUUCCCACAUAAACAAAUGUGAAAUUAAGGAAGCGACUAACAUUCAAUACAAUGAUCAAGGCGAAGCUAUUCGAGAUGCCGAUUGUUCUUCUGAACAAAGUGUCAUACGCAGAAUUAAACCUAAACCUAACACCAAAUACAAAGGCCAUAAAACAUCAUUGAAUACAAAUAAUAGUCUAAAACAAAUGGCAAACGGCACAACAGACGUCACACACUGCGACACGAAUAACAGGAUAGAACAUAGCGAUCAGGAUCAAAGCGAAAAGAAAUACAAACACAGUCUACCUAGCAAACAACCACACGAAUGGUUGAAAUGGCUACCUUUGCUUGAACCCCUAGAACCAAUUGAGACAGACGAAUUUUCAUACAGAAAUGAAAUUAAGGAAGCAACUAAUGCUCAAUUCAACGAUCCAGACGAAACUAAUUCGCAUGUUGAGUGCUCUGAACCACCAAAUUUCAUCCAGUCUCUCUCUAGAACAAAUACAAAUAAUUGCCUGCGGCCAAACCUGAUAAAUUUUCGGCAACAUCGUUCGAAACGUCGCCCUCCGGACUGGCUCAAAUAUUUGGACCUAGUCAACCAAAUAACCAGAACCAGUACGUAA
Molecule: messenger RNA, 1836 nt
Organism: Paramuricea clavata
Lineage: Eukaryota; Metazoa; Cnidaria; Anthozoa; Malacalcyonacea; Plexauridae
Source: the annotation of a GenBank genome assembly